Cariama cristata (Red-legged seriema) is the source of this 1348-nucleotide messenger RNA. RefSeq names its product prolyl 4-hydroxylase subunit alpha-1-like. The record is from RefSeq and is a predicted model, not a curated record. The annotation marks the transcript as partial. The transcript has 10 exons. Gene Ontology annotation, molecular function: procollagen-proline 4-dioxygenase activity; protein binding. NCBI's taxonomy places the organism in Eukaryota, Metazoa, Chordata, Aves, Cariamiformes, Cariamidae. Gene Ontology annotation, cellular component: endoplasmic reticulum.
GUGACAGCUGUUGAACCAUGGCAUUCAACAAGAUUUGGUAUACCAUAGCCCUUGGACUUCUGCUGCCUUUUUCUUACGCCCAUACAGACUUCUUCACUUCCAUUGGUCAUAUGACAGACUUAAUUAAUACAGAAAAAGAUCUGGUAGUGUCACUGAAAGAUUACAUCAAGGCAGAAGAAAGCAAGCUGGAACAGAUCAAAAAAUGGGCAGAGAAAUUGGAUCAGCUGACAGACACGGCUACGAAAGACCCAGAGGGGUUUUUGGGACAUCCUGUAAAUGCAUUCAAGUUGAUGAAACGGCUUAACACAGAGUGGGGUGAGCUGGAGAGCCUGGUUCUGAAGGACAUGUCAGAUGGCUUUAUCUCCAACAUGACUAUCCAACGGCAGUUUUUCCCAAACGAUGAAGAUCAGACUGGUGCAGCAAAAGCACUUUUACGACUUCAAGACACGUAUAAUUUGGACACAGACACCCUCUCUCGAGGGAAUCUUCCAGGUGUGAAGCACAAAUCCUUUUUAACCGCUGAAGAUUGCUUUGAGCUGGGAAAGAUUGCCUACACUGAAGCUGACUACUACCACACCGAGCUCUGGAUGGAACAAGCUCUGAAACAGCUGGAUGAGGGAGAAGUGUCUUCUGCAGAUAAAGUCUACAUUCUGGACUACCUGAGUUACGCCGUGUAUCAGCAGGGAGAUCUGGGCAAAGCCAUGACGCUCACCAAACGCCUUCUGGAACUGGAUCCUGAACAUCAAAGAGCAAAUGGGAACAUGAAAUAUUUUGAAUAUAUCAUGGCUAAAGAAAAAGAAGCAAAUAAAUCCAGUACAGAUUCAGAAGACCAGAUGGAGAAGGAAACUGAGGUUAAGAAAAAGGAUUACCUGCCUGAGAGAAGGAAGUACGAAAUGCUGUGCCGUGGGGAGGGUCUCAAAAUGACUCCUCGGAGACAAAAAAGACUCUUCUGCCGCUACUACGACGGAAACAGAAAUCCUAGAUACAUUCUGGGCCCCGUCAAACAGGAAGAUGAGUGGGACAAACCUCGAAUUGUUCGCUUCCUUGACAUCAUCUCCGAUGAAGAGAUUGAAACUGUGAAAGAACUAGCAAAGCCGAGGCUGAGGCGAGCCACCAUUUCAAACCCCAUAACGGGAGCCUUGGAGACGGCACAUUACAGAAUUAGCAAAAGAGCAUUGCAUACCAUCCAGACCAAUCGGAACCCUUUCAAACACCUGUGGCUUGGCAAAAAAGCAGCCUACGAGGGCUUUAAUCUGGAAGUAACCGUCCGCUGUACCUUGCCUAGGGACUCUGUGAUAAAGUAUGAGGGCAGCCGUUGUCUGCGAAGUGCUGCUGCCGCCUCGGUGCG